AUGCGGGAGAUGAUGCGCUCGCUCGGGCGUGGGCUGGUAAAACUGCGGCUGACCGCGAACGCCGUCGUGUUCAUCGGCGGCAUCGGGACGAAGAAGACGAUCGCCUCCACCGCCUAGGCGAACCGCGGCAAGGGUUCCCUGCGCUACGCCUUGCACAAGACGUGCAGCGGCGCCAUGAUCUGCAACGGCGCACAGGUCGGGGUGCUGAUGGAGCUCCUCGGGCCGGAAGGGCUGGCUCCGCUUGCUGCUGUGCUUGAUGAAGUGUCGCCUGACACGGGCACCCACAGCAUCCGCGUUGUGGCAUGGACGGACGUGGUGGCGCUGGGCCGUGCCGCAGCAACAACAGUGCCGGUACACACCACUCCCAGCAGCGACGACGUCUGCUUGAUCAUGUACACAAGCAGCACGACUGGCGACCCGAAGGGUGUCAUGCUCACGCACGGCAGCAUUGCAGCCGGCUGCGAAGCUCUCAGCCACCGCAUCCUCGAUCUGUACAAGCCCGGCGAAGACGGAGGCGUCUACUGCGCGUAUCUGCCGCUGGCGCAUAUCCUUGAGUUUGCCAUCGUGAACAUCUUCCUUGACCGCGGCACCAUGGUCGGCUUCGGCUAGCCGCGCGCGUUGGCAAAUACCCACACAGUGCCGCACCGGGACUUGGCGGAGUUCAAGCAUAAAGUCAUCCUCUCCGUGCCGCGCAUCUUCGACACGGUUCGGAAGGCCGUGGAGGAGCCUCUGUCACCCCCUGGCCCGUUCAAGCGAGACAUCUUCGACAGGGCCCACGAGUCUCGCCACACCGCCUUGCUCAGCGGCAGUGGCUCGUUGUUGGCCUCCACACAGGAGUUCGUGAACGUCGUCUGCGGCGGCCCGCUCAUCAUCCAGGGCUACGGCUUCACGGAGACGGUCUGCAGUAGCACAACACAGCGACUCGGCGACAGGGAUCCGAACUGCGUCGGUCAGCUCCUCAAGACGUGCAAAGACCGGCCCGAGGACAUCGAGGAGUACAAGCACACAGACGCACCGCACCCGCGCGGCGAGAUCUGCCUGCGCGGCCCGUUCCUGUUCAAGGGUUACUAUAAACAACCCGAGCUCACGCGUGAGGUGCUGGACGCGGAUGGCUGGUUCCACACCGGCGACGUUGGCAGCGUCGACAGCGAAGGACGCGUCUCCAUAGUGGGCCGCAUCAAGGCGCUGGCGAAGAAUUGCCUCGGCGAGUACAUCGCACUGGAGGCGCUGGAGGCGGUCUACUCUGGCAACGAGCUGCUGCAGCCGAACGGCGUGUGUGUGCUGGUGCACCCCGACAAGCCGUACAUCUUCGCCUUGGCGCUCACCGACCCGAAGCGCGCAUUGUUUUUUUUGCUGCCGAGAAGGGGAUCGCUGCAAAGGACGGCGGCGAGGGCGAACAGCAACAGUGGUGUCAAGGCGCUGCUUAGUAGCCACACUUUCAACUCGGCGGCGGCGGUGUCGCUCUCGCUGGCAGUCAAGGCAGCCAGCCGGCAAAGCCUCGAGGUGGUGAAGCACGUGCAUGUCAUGCUGGAGGAGUAG
This is a messenger RNA of Leishmania braziliensis MHOM/BR/75/M2904, 1539 nucleotides long. The record is from the annotation of a RefSeq genome assembly. Lineage: Eukaryota; Euglenozoa; Kinetoplastea; Trypanosomatida; Trypanosomatidae.